AUGGACAGGGCCCAGCGGCAACGGGCCAUGGCCCUCCUCCCGAUCUGCCUCGCCCUCGCCUUCUCUCUCACCGCUGUGGGCAGCAGCCACUGGUGUGAGGGGACCCGGAGGGUGGCAAAGCCCCUGUGCCAGGACCACCCAGGAGAACUGCACUGCCUUCUCUUUAUCAGGAACAGCAGCAGCAGAAAGAGGGACAACCGGAGCCAGGCUGUCCAGUACAUUUGGGAGACGGGGGAUGACAAGUUCAUCCAGCGCAGGUUUCACGUGGGGCUCUGGCAGUCCUGUGAGGAGAGCCUCAGCAGCACAGGUGAAAAGUGUAGAAGUUUCCAGAGUGUAAUACCAGCUGAAGAACAAGGUGUGUUGUGGCUGUCUAUCACGGCUGAGGUCCUGAAUAUCCUUCUGAUUUUGACAAGUACCAUCCUCCUGGGCUCCAGAAUGAGUUAUCACAGCUCUGGGUUCCACUGGCUCAAGGUGGAUGCUUCUGUAGCCAUCCUCAUGGUGCUUGCAGGGCUUCUAGGCAUGGUGGCCCACAUGAUGUACGCAACCAUUUUUCAGAUCAGCGUGAGCCUUGGGCCGGAAGACUGGAGGCCUCAGACGUGGGACUAUGGCUGGUCAUACUGCCUCGCCUGGAGUUCCUUCGCUCUCUGCAUGGCUGUGUCAGUCAUGGCCAUGAGCAGAUACACGGCAGCCCGUCUGGAAUUCACCGAGAAGCAAAGGCUACAGAGGGGAAGUCAGCAUUCUCAGCACAACCUCCCAGAAACCGAGGCUUCAGAAAGGGUUUGA
Messenger RNA from Pteropus alecto (black flying fox), 783 nucleotides. It is a transcript of the gene GSG1L2, whose product is annotated as GSG1 like 2. The record is from RefSeq and is a predicted model, not a curated record. Gene Ontology annotation, cellular component: plasma membrane. The coding region runs from base 1 to 783 and encodes 260 amino acids. NCBI's taxonomy places the organism in Eukaryota, Metazoa, Chordata, Mammalia, Chiroptera, Pteropodidae. The transcript is spliced from 5 exons.